Molecule: messenger RNA, 4222 nt
Organism: Cynoglossus semilaevis (tongue sole)
Lineage: Eukaryota; Metazoa; Chordata; Actinopteri; Pleuronectiformes; Cynoglossidae
Gene: nr4a3
Product: nuclear receptor subfamily 4, group A, member 3
Exons: 9
Coding region: 754-2589 (611 amino acids)
Biological process (GO): regulation of transcription by RNA polymerase II; cellular response to corticotropin-releasing hormone stimulus
Cellular component (GO): nucleus; transcription regulator complex
Molecular function (GO): zinc ion binding; RNA polymerase II cis-regulatory region sequence-specific DNA binding; nuclear glucocorticoid receptor binding
Source: RefSeq, a predicted model, not a curated record
UACAGUACCGGACACAUUAGCCAAAGACACAGACAGAGGGAGGCGGGGGAAUCGACUGUGAGUGACGUCACCUCUCCCAUGGCGUCACAUUGACGUAGCGCAUACCAUCCAGCUUGAUGUGUAGGCAGAGCCUCAUAAAUGCACUAUUUGACUUUCUCCGCUCAGACGGCGCGCAUAAACAAACUCGCGUUACAACAGCACACUCUGCAAAGCACCACUAUCAGCACUGACACACUCCGCUCACAGGAACGGACGCUGACACACUCCUCACACUCGGGAGGUUUGACUUUUUUUAAAAAACAAAACAUUUUAUAUAGUUGUUUUUUUCUACUUUUCUUACUUUAGAAAAAAAAAAGUUAUUUCCCACCGAUGCAUCCUGUAAGCGACAUAUCAUUUAUUACGCCGUUUUUAUCGUCACGUUUAUUUUUGAGCUUUUAAGCUGAAUAUUAUUUUCCACUUCGCUUCGGCUCUUGGUGAAUAUUCUGGAUGGAAAUAGGAUACUUCACAAGAGGUUAUUACCACAUGUAAAGACGGAACCGCUACGGCAAACCAACACAGGUUCAGAAGAGUGCGUCCAGCUGAGCUCGGAGUCCCGGCGACCGGACACUUCUUCUGCAACACUCGCCGAACCCUCCUCCUCCUCCUCCCCGAUCCAGAAGCCCUGUCCCGGCAGCAGCCACGCCAGCCCUCCAUCCCGGACACCCAGCACCAUUCAGCGCGAAGCUCUCUCACCAGAUCUAUGGCAUUCUGACAAUGAACAGGCGCACUCAGUUAUUGGAACAGCUGCAGUUUGUCCAGUUGAAAUGCACACCUCGAGACAUGCCCUGUGUGCAGGCUCAGUACGGGCCCGCCCCUCCAGGCUCAGCCUACUCAGGCCAGUCCUUCAGUUACCAGGGCGAGAGUUACAGCUCCGACCUCAUGACUCCCGACUACACCAAGCUGGACCUGGGCGGGGGUGAAAUCUCCGCCGCUGCCACCACCUCACUCCCCAGCUUCAACGUUUUCGUGGACGGAAGCUACGAGCCCAAGUCUUCUUGCCUCUAUCAGAUGCCCAUGCACAGGCCCACCAUCAAGAAGGAGGAGGACAGCUACCCCACAGCUUCACCACUGGAGACCAUGUCCUCCUCCACCAUGUACUUUAAACAGUCACCUCCUUCUACUCCCACUACCCCUUCUCUGCCACCACAACACGGCGCCUCCUUUCUCUGGGAGGAACACUCCCUGGCUCCCCCGUCGCAUCCCCACUCUCUGGGCUCCAGCCUAGAAACAGGCCCACUCAAGUCACCCCGCUUCUCCCACUUCUACCAGCACUCGCCUCCCCACAGUGGAGGCAGCAUCAGCGGUUUUGAAAGUCUGGGAGGUGGCCUGCCAAGGACCUCCUCAUCAUCUUCGUCCUCUUCGUCCUCAGUGUCACAUCCUCAUGGUCCAGCUCUGGAGCAGCCCAUGUACCAGCUGCACCGCGGGGCUGCGAGCGGUAGCCUGGCCUUCCGCUCCCUGGCUCUCGGGCCCUGUGGCCCUCUUCUGGGGGACAGCCUGCCCUCACCGCCUCAACGUGGCCCUCAAGGAGAAGGCACCUGUGCCGUGUGUGGGGACAACGCCGCCUGCCAGCACUACGGUGUACGCACCUGUGAAGGCUGCAAAGGCUUCUUCAAGCGCACCGUGCAGAAAAACGCCAAGUACGUGUGUCUGGCCAGUAAGAACUGUCCUGUGGACAAGAGGAGACGCAACCGCUGCCAGUACUGCCGCUUCCAGAAGUGUCUGAGUGUGGGCAUGGUGAAAGAAGUGGUUCGUACCGACAGCUUGAAGGGUCGCAGAGGUCGUCUUCCUUCCAAACCAAAGAGCCCGCUGCAGACAGAAGCCUCUCCACCUUCUCCACCGCUCAGCCUGCUCUCUGCUCUGCUCAGGGCCUAUUCCCACUGCACGCCCCGAGAAUUUGACUACAGCCAGUUCAGUGCUGCUGACCCUCCUUCCUCCUCUUCAGACGCCGAGCACAUCCAGCUCUUCUACAGGCUGUUAACCAUCUCGAUGGAGACCACACGGUGCUGGGCGGAACGGCUUCCCGGAUUCUCCGACCUCCAGAGAGAUGAUCAGAACUUGCUGGUUGACUCUGCCUUUCUGGAGCUGUUUGUCUUGAGACUGGCUCACAGGUCAAUGAUGUCAGAGGACAAACUAGUGUUCUGUAAUGGCUUGGUGCUGCACAGGUUCCAGUGCCUUCGUGGGUUUGGAGAGUGGCUCGACUCCAUCCGGGAUUUCUCCACCCAUCUUCAGAGCCUGAACCUGGACGCCUCAGCCUUUUCCUGCCUGGCAGCGCUUGUUCUGCUCACAGAGCAAGUCCCCGGUCUGAGGGACUCGAAGCGGGUGGAGGAUCUGCAGAAUAAAGUCAUUUCUUGUCUCAGAGACCAUCUGGGUUGCGGCCCCUCUUCCUCCUCGUCUAAAGCCGUGCCUCCUUUGAGUCGUAUUCUGGGCCUGAGGGCAGAGCUCCGGUCACAGAGAACCCAGGGCCUUCAACGAAUCUUCUACCUGAAGCUGGAGGAUCUGGUCCCACCUCCUCCUCUGAUUGACAGAUUCCUGGACACUUUGCCCUACUGACCGCCUGGCAUGAUGUAAGACAGAGAGAGAGACCCGUCGUCACGUCAUGUUCAGGCUUUUUUCCCCCUCACGAGGAGCACGUGCACAUGUCCAGAUGAGAGUCAGUAACGCUUGAGUGACGCAGAACAGAGAGAACCAAUCAAAUGCUUUCCUGCUCUCUGGGACGAACGAACGUCAAAGAACGUCUUUUUGCAGAAAUGGACAGCUCUCUAAAUGUUUUCGACAAAUGUAAAAGACAGUUACAAAAACAAUUGUCACUUUUUAUGUGAUUCUCCUGUUUUUGUCACACGGGGGACGAGGUUGAGGUUGAAAUGGACGUGUGAUGUAAAUGAUAUUUACUUUCCUCUUUCUCUGGGUGACAGCUCGUUCAGCACAAAAGAGACAGAGCUUUCCAAGAACUGUUGACCGUGCUCGGGCCUGACUCGUCCGUGACCAGGACGGGUGGAGGCGUGUUUUUUGUGAUCAUAUCGUCAGAGCUGAAGUUUUCCCAGUGAAACGCACCUCUCUGUACAUUCUACUGCCUGCUGAAAGGAAAGGGAACUGGUCUUUUCACGAGGAAAUGUGUCUCUGUCAGUGCGAUCGAAGGCGUGUAGAAAUGUCGUGAAGCAGGACGCGGUUAUCUCAAAGGAAAGACACAGGAAAAUGGCUGUUGUUUAAAGCUCUUGAUUCCAAGUGCAAUUUUCUAAGUGCUUUUCUCCAGCAAGAGGAUAAAACAGAGAGGGAAUGGGUUCAAUUUCAAACGAAAUUAUUUUAAUACAAAGACUUCCUGUCCUGUGUUGUCAGUAGCUAAAAGAAAAGCAGACAGUCUCCUCCUGGCUCUAGAAAGCAGGGGAGAUACUGUGCACUAACCAUUGAUGACUGAGUCACCCAGACUUGAACUUGUUUGUAUUUUUUAAAUAUAUAUAUCAGCUCAUUUUAAAAAUCAUAGGUUACAUAGGAGUGCGGAGGACAGAAAUCUGCUUUUGGAGCACUUACACCCUGAGAAGGGCUAGAGGCACAGACACACACCCCACCUGCUCACCUGGAGGACGGUGCAGAAAAGGGAGCGGAAGGGUGCUCGACAAAUAGCUGUAUGUCAAGGGUCGGAACAUUCCGCAGUCAUGCUCUUCUUCUUCUUCUUCUUUUUUUUUGUUUCUAUUGUGGAGGCUGUGUGAGCGAGUGGAGGACACGGUUACUGUCUUUGUUUGUGCGCUUCGAAAAGCCAGGAUCAUAUGCAUGGUGUGUUAUACGCUGUCGACAACUGCCAUCAAAACAGCUCAACCUGUGUUUGUGUCUCAGAUCGCGGCUCGGCGGGGAUGUCCCCGGGCCUCGACGCCCACUCACAGCAGCAGUUUGAAAUUCAAAAAGAAAAAAAAAAAAGCAAAUUAUAUAGAUAUAAAUAUAAAUAUAUAAAUAUAUACAAAACUAAUAUUUUGAAGUGUUUUUAGCUUUUUUCAAAUAUUGUGGUACGAGUUGUGCAUUGUUUUUUUUGUUUGUUUUUUUUUGAAGAAGAGAAACGAAAAAGGAAAAAAAAAUGGCUGUUUUUUUCAAUGUCUCUCCUUGAUUUGAGUUUCCUGUUUGUUCAUUCUCUUUGGUUCACUGGAUUUUAUGUUCCGCACUUUGAAAUCAUAAAACUAGUUCUGAUUAAUCUUCA